UCUGCAAAACCAACGUUGUUUUUUUUUUCCUUCUUUCUUUUGGAGUUUUGUCUGUGUUCAGCUGAUGUAUGACGGAGCUUAGGAAGUUAAAACUGGACUGACUUGUACUCGUUCUGAAGCUAUUUAUUAUUUUAUUUGUCUCAAGGGAAUCCAGACAGAAAACAAAAUGACGGGUCUCUGUCCAACACGAAUGUUGGCAGUUGUGAGUGUUGUGGUGCUCGCGGCUCCGCACGCCACCGGUAAGACUCUGAAGUAUCAGAUUUACGAGGAGCAAAAGAUUGGCACGGUCAUUGCACGUUUAAAAGACGAUGUCGCGGAUGUCUUGGCCAAACUUCCCAGCUCAGUGUCCCUCCGCUUCAGAGCCAUGCAACGGGGGAACUCGAAUCUUCUUGCUGUGCGCGAGCAGGACGGAGAAAUCAGCGUCAGGACCAAAAUCGACCGCGAGAAACUCUGUGAGAAGAAUCUGAACUGCUUCAUUCAGUUCGACGUGCUGACUCUCCCCACGGAGCAUCUCCAGCUGUUUCACGUCGAAGUGGAAGUGCUGGACAUCAACGACAACGCGCCCCAGUUCGCACGCGCCGUCAUCCCCAUCGAGAUCUCCGAGAGCGCGGCGGUGGGAGCGCGCAUUCCCCUGGACAGCGCCACAGACCCCGAUGUCGGUGAGAACUCGCUGUACACGUACGCACUAGAGCCCAGCAACUUCUUCAAAAUCGACAUUCAGUCCAGAAGUGACGGGGUUAAAUACGCGGAGCUGGUGGUGCUCAGGGAGCUGGAUCGGGAGGUGCGCUCCAGUUACGAACUUCAGUACACAGCCUCCGACAGGGGCGUUCCCCCGAGAACAGGUUCGACCCUCCUCAAAAUCAAUGUGGCAGACUCAAACGACAACAGCCCUGUCUUUGACAAGUCCUCAUAUGUGAUCAACCUGCCUGAAAACUCACCUGUUGGCACUCUGCUCAUUGACCUGAACGCCACAGACGCGGAUGAAGGCGCAAACGCCAAAAUCGUCUAUUCCUUCAGCAGCCACGUUUCUCCCAAAAUCAUGGAGACCUUCAAAAUUAAUCCUGACAGCGGUCACCUGACCCUUGUCAGGCGAGUGGACUAUGAGACACUGAACUCUUAUGACAUUGAUGUGCAGGCUCAGGACAUGGGUCCAAACUCCAUGCCUGCUCACUGCAAGAUCUUGGUCAAAGUGGUCGAUGUGAAUGACAACAAGCCAGACAUCAACAUCGAUCUCAUGUCCACCCAGGGGAAUGGAGAUGCAGCUUAUAUAUCCGAGUCAUCUCCACUUGACACGUUUGUAGCGUUUGUGAGGGUGGAGGAUUUGGACUCGGGACUGAAUGGAGAAGUAGAAUGUAAACUUCACGGUCAGGGGUAUUUUAAACUUCAGAAGAAAUACGAGAACAACUACAUGAUUUUGACCAACGUGUCUUUGGACAGAGAGAAAAGAUCAGAGUUCAGCCUGACUGUGGUGGCAGAGGACCGGGGAGCUCCCAGUCUCUCCACUGUUAAACAUUUUACUGUGCACGUCACGGAUGAAAAUGACAACCCACCACGUUUUGAGAAGGGACGAUAUGAGAUCUUCAAAUCAGAGAACAACGCCCCAGGAGCAUAUUUGACGUCCAUCAUGGCCACUGAUCCUGAUCUGGAUGCUAAUGGACAGGUGAGCUACUCCAUCUUGGAGAACUCCAUCCAUGGAAGUUCCAUCUCCACGUAUGUGACCAUUGACCUCUCUAAUGGUGCCAUCUAUGCUCUGCGCACAUUUGACCGUGAAGAUGUGAGUCAGAUCUCGUUUGUUGUACAAGCCAAAGAUGCAGGAGAACCUGCUUUGACUAGCAAUGCUACAGUUAUUCUGACUGUUCUGGAUGAAAAUGACAACCCGCCAGUCAUCGUGGUGCCCCAGUUGUGGAAUUUUACAGCAGAUGUUCCUGCAUCAAAGUUCACAGAGGCUGGACAGAUAGUAACAGUUGUCAGAGCAAGUGACCGGGACACAGGGGUCAAUGCUGAGCUCGUAUGCUCCAUCGUCAGUGGCAACGAGGAAGGAUUCUUCCUUAUUGACCCAAGAACUUGUGAGAUCCAUGCCAACGCUAGUCUGGAGAACUUCCCCCGUGAUCACGUUGAGCUCACUGUGGUGGUCAGAGAUCAGGGAAGUGAAAGCCUGAGUGCCAAGGCCGUCCUGAAAAUCACCCUUUCUGAAAACAUGGAGAACCACGUGCAGCUAAUGGACCAGGGCGAGUCUUCUCUAGACGUGUCCCUGAUUAUCAUCAUCUCCCUGGGUGUCAUCUGUGCCGUGCUCCUGGUCAUCAUGGUGGUGUUUGCCACUCAUUGUAAGCGGGAGAAAAAGGACAACAGGCACUCGUACAACUGCCGGGUGGCUGAAUCCACCCACCAGCAUCACCCCAAGAAGCCUUCACGGCAAAUCCACAAAGGCGACAUCACGCUGGUUCCCACAGUGAAUGGUACCCUCCCUAUCAGAGCUCACCACCGAUCGCCCUCAGCCACGCCUCCAAUGGAUCGAGCCCAGAUCGGGAGCAGGCAGAACCAACACAGCCGCCAAUCCUUGAACAGCCUCGUGACCAUCUCCUCCAAUCACAUCCCAGAGAGCUUUGCCCUGGAACUGGCACAUGCAACUCCACCUGUGGAGGGCCAGUACCAGCCCAGACCCAGUUUCCGUGGCAACAAAUACUCCCGCAGCUACAGGUAUGCAUUGCAGGACAUGGACAAGUUCAGCCUGAAGGACAGUGGUCGUGGGGACAGUGAGGCAGGAGACAGUGAUUGUGAAAUGGGACGGGAAUCCCCUGUGGACAGGCUGCUGCUGGGGGAGGGCUUUUCUGACCUGAUGCACCUCGAAAUGCAUCAUCGACUCCACCCAGCUAUGAGACUGUGCACAGAGGAAUGUCGCAUCUUGGGACACUCUGACCAGUGCUGGAUGCCUCCGAUCCCCUCCCCCACUUCCUCCGCUGACUACCGCAACAACAUGUACAUCCCUGGGGAGGAGUCCUCGCAGCCACCUCAGCUCGAAGAUGACCAGUCCUCAGUGGACUCAGAGCAGCGUAAGAGCUUUUCUACUUUUGGCAAAGAGUCAGGAAAUGAAGAGCUGGGUGCUGGAGAUGGAGGCGAUGUGUGUGCCGCUGGGGGUGGGGCCGGUUCCCUUCUCACAGAGAUGAAUUCUGUGUUCCAGCGUCUCCUGCCCCCUAACAUGGACUCCUACACUGAGUGCACUGACACAAGCCCACCAUCAUCUUCAUCAGCUACUGAGAGAGGAAGCAGUCGUGGUGGUAAUGUUGCUGGUAACCAUAGUAACAACGCCAUUCCUCAGGACAGCCGGCGAGGUUUGUUGCCAGGUGGUAAAGGUCCUGCUUACCCCCCAGGUGUUGCUGCCUGGGCUGCCAGUACCCAUUAUCUAAAUCCAGCAAGUGGGUCUGUGGGGACCAACCAUGUUUCCUCCUCCUCUACGCCCUCAUCAUCGACCUCCACACCCAACUCCACCAAUGGACAGCCACCUCACCUGAAAUGGCUCCCAGCCAUGGAAGAAAUCCCAGAAAAUUACGAGGAAGACGAUUUCGAUGGUGUCUUCCAUCAGGGUCACCAGAGUGGGAAACGCAGCGAGAGUCGCCAUGAGCCCGGCAUAGACACGAGUGAACUCGCUCAUGAGAUCAACAAACUGCUGCAGGACGUCAGACAGAACUAGGAUGGGACGUAAAGUGUGUUCACUUCUGUGGAGGAACUUUUCAACACAUUCUGGUGCAUUCUUGUUGUUUGUGCCAACCUAAAACUGUAUCUUGAUGGGGUCUUUUUUAUACUGUAAAGCUUGUCUUGUUUAUUUGACCAAAUUUCCUGUUUGCCACUCAGUGCUGAGGGACUCACAGAGACAAGAUAAAAAAAAAAAUGCAGCACUGAAAAUGUGACGCUACUUAAAGGCAUCAAAGCAGGAGCUCGAAGAGCAGAUUGUGUAGCUGUUAUUACAGUCUGAGUGUUUUCAAACUGAAAAUCCAUCAACAAAAAGAUGUAUCAUUUUCUUCAUUUGUAAUGUUUACAAUGGCGUGAACAGACUUGGAGAAAAAACAACCGAGGUGUGAUCUGAUGUAAGUAUACAAUAUUGUACAGCGUCUGUGGAAAAAGACAAACUCACUUGAAUAUCGUGCCAUGUCUCAUGUUUUGUUAUUAUGGAAUGUAACUGUAAAAUUUGACCUUUAU
Messenger RNA from Nematolebias whitei (Rio pearlfish), 4194 nucleotides. RefSeq names its product protocadherin 18a (gene pcdh18a). Bases 167 to 3688 code for a protein of 1173 amino acids. The record is from RefSeq and is a predicted model, not a curated record. Gene Ontology annotation, biological process: homophilic cell-cell adhesion. The transcript is spliced from 4 exons. Lineage: Eukaryota; Metazoa; Chordata; Actinopteri; Cyprinodontiformes; Rivulidae. Gene Ontology annotation, molecular function: calcium ion binding. Gene Ontology annotation, cellular component: plasma membrane.